Exserohilum turcica Et28A is the source of this 1515-nucleotide messenger RNA. RefSeq lists its product as uncharacterized. The transcript has 5 exons. Gene Ontology annotation, biological process: G protein-coupled receptor signaling pathway; cell surface receptor signaling pathway. Gene Ontology annotation, cellular component: membrane. Gene Ontology annotation, molecular function: G protein-coupled receptor activity. Lineage: Eukaryota; Fungi; Ascomycota; Dothideomycetes; Pleosporales; Pleosporaceae. The record is from RefSeq and is a predicted model, not a curated record. Bases 1 to 1515 code for a protein of 504 amino acids.
AUGGCUACCAACGCUACAUCGACCGACGCGCUUCGGGGAGGCUGUCCCGCGCCUUUCUACGACCAGGCACGAUUUGGAUUCAACGGCUUCGUCGAUGGAAGAUUCUGCGUACCUUACACAGAUGGCAUCGUUUGCUGCCUUCCAUGUCCACUGACAGACGUUCUAUACCCAGAGAGUUUCAACACUACCUACCAAGUGGCAGAAGCACUCAAUGUUGUGGGACUCGUAUGUCUUGUGUUCAUGUUGAUUACCUACGUUGUCCUUCCGCCUGAAAAGACACGCCGACACUACCUCAGCUACUGCCUCAUUCUAGCGGCGAUUUUCAUGGCACUUGGCUUUGUGAUACCGUUCGGCGCUCAGCCCGAGCAGUGCUACGACGAGAUUACCCCCAACGACAUGUACUCCAGCCUUACAUGUGCCUUUUCCGGCGCCUUCCUCAUUUCCGGUGGUUUGUCAAUGGCUGUCUGGAUCUUCAUUCGCGCUCUUUCUAUGCACCUUCAAAUCUGCUGGGACGUCACUCCUGGAAAAAAGUUUUUUUACUGUGCCCAGGUUUUUGGAUGGUCCGUUGCUGCCGCCUUCUUCACCGUCACCAUUACCAUUACCGGCGUAUCGUUCAGGUUUGGGGAUGUGUGCCACGUCAACGCCAGUCAUUCGAUGCAGGACUUUUGGGGCCCCUUGCUAGCUAUUUCUGGAGCGGCUACGGUCAUCCAGGUCGCAACAUUCGUGUAUUGCAUCAAGGUCUACCUUCAGAACAUGUUUAGCGACGACAAAACCGACACACAAAGCAGCGCAGGCUUUCCUUCCUAUACGACCAGCAUACGAAACCACUCAGCCCGAGCCGUCUACCGACGUGUCCGCAAAGUACUUUACCUCCAAUGGCGCGGCAUCACCAUUGUAAUCUUCAUUCUCGUCGACGUCGUCUUCUUCUCGAUUGUUUUCAUCUGGCUCAACUCGGUUACCAAGAACGCUACCGACAAGGUCACAGAACUCUACCCGUAUAUCCUGUGCUUGAUGGACAACAGCGAGAACCCGGCACCCUGUUUCGAACUGGGCCAGGAGAUUGCCAUUGAUCAGUCCACAGUGACUGCGGUCUUGAUCAUGCUUUCAGUUGCAGGGAUUCAAGUGUUCCUGUUACUUGGGCGAUGGAGCAUGAUCACAGGAUGGCGAGAUUUCUUCCGCGACAAAUUCAGCAAGAACCGCGAGUUUGUGUCUUUGGAUGCCAGGAACCCCACAGAUGACAUGCGCCAGUUUGAACUCAAGAACUUUGAGCACCAAAUGCCCCCGAACGCACACGUUGCCCCCGAGCUCGCCAGCUAUCCCAUGGACAACCCCCGAUCUGACACUCCGGAGCAUUUCCAGAAAGAGAUCCAGCGUGAUUACAAGAGCCCAACACUGAGCUUCUCAACUCCAAGACCACAAUCACGAGCAGCCCCACAGAUUGAAUGGGACCCAAGGUCGUCCAUGGCUAGAGGAGGACUUGGACUACACCCCCCUGACUAUGACUCCAAUGUCUGA